Talaromyces atroroseus is the source of this 3009-nucleotide messenger RNA. RefSeq lists its product as hypothetical. The coding region runs from base 1 to 3009 and encodes 1002 amino acids. NCBI's taxonomy places the organism in Eukaryota, Fungi, Ascomycota, Eurotiomycetes, Eurotiales, Trichocomaceae. The transcript is spliced from 6 exons. Gene Ontology annotation, molecular function: mRNA binding. The record is from RefSeq and is a predicted model, not a curated record. Gene Ontology annotation, biological process: post-transcriptional regulation of gene expression. Gene Ontology annotation, cellular component: cytoplasm.
AUGGCUUUCAAAAACGGCUUCGGCGAGCGCCUGGACGAGCUGCGAUUCCCAUCGCCUCGCUCGCCGCCCCUGGACACCUUCUCGUCCCAUACGCCUCUAUCCCCCCCUCCGAAUCUGAUGUCGGCCUUUUCACGCCCUACCACCGACGUGCGCGCGAAUCUUCAACGCCGUUUCACCACCGAUGCCGGGAAACUGUCGUCUUGGAGCUUCCUCAACCAGCAGCCGGCACAGUCUCCCGAUUCUUUGGAUUUGUUGUCGUCGGCAACCCACCUUCACAAAUCCCAGCUGAUCGAGAAGAAGCGCCAACAUAUCGAGUAUAUGCGGGAGCAGAAAAAACGUUUCGAGGCUGAUAUGAAGUUACUGGACAUGCAGCAUGAAAAAGAGAGACAGGAGAUCGACCAGCUAGCUCGUGACCUUGCAAAUGCAGGUCUCUCUGGCCCUGUCAGUGAGCCAACCACACCACCUGAAUACCGGGAUGGUGGCUUUCCUACUUCAUUUGCACGCCCUUCACGCUUCUCCACCUCUAGUGUGACCUCAUCUCCAGGUAUCUUUAACAUUUUCUCACCUUCACAGGUGACCACGCCGCCAGCCACCUCUCAGAAUAGAAAUGGUGCUACCUCAGGCUCCAACCACCGCUUUUCUGUGCAUUCAGUCCCUGGAUCCAGACGGAACUCUGAAGAAGAAGAGUACUUCCCAGACUCAGUGGCUGCUUAUAGGCCAGGUCCAUCCAUCCACCGCUACUCAAUGCCUACGACAAGCUUGGCUGCUCAUCUAAAAUCCACGGCGGCAACUUACAACAGUCCAGCCAUGGAGCCCUUUAAUGCUGCUCGACUUUUAUUUGGGGACGAGAAAGGAACACCCAAGGAUGAGGAUCGUCUGCCCACUCCGGACAUCAAAAGCUAUCUUCAGAUGACCGAUCCUGACGAAAAGUUCCCAACUCUAUCCCACAAUUCUGGACUGCUUUCGGCGAACUCCGACGCUCUAGAUCUUGCCAACUCUCGUACUCCAGAGCCCUGGAAUUCUCACCACAGCCGCUACCGCUCUAUGCCGCAGGGCGAUCUGAACAUGUUCCGCUCGGAAAACCAAUUGGGCAAUCCUCUUGCGACGGAUACAACUCCCACCCAUCGACAUGCUGCUCGGCAUUCCGUUGAGGUGAACAUGUUUAUGGGCAAACAAGAGCCUACAACUCCUACUGCCAGCUCGUCUGCUCGUCCGGUCUCGUUGCAGUCCUCUUAUUCUACCAAUGAUUUGCCAACUGUAAAAGCCAACGGUGGUUUUGGCACUGCCAUAACCCCACCCAAAACCCACGCAGAGCAAUUUCAUCAGCACAACGCUAGCCUUGGCCGCAUUCCCGCUGGUGUUUCAAACCCUCGCUCAGCCAAGGAUUCUCCUGAGCGCGAAGACUCGAACAUUGUCUCCAACGGUGGUGCUUCACAGUCAGGGCUUCAGCCGACUGCUACUCCAUUUGGGCCGCAACUGGCUUCAGUAGCUGGUUCUUCUCUCGGUGGUCAGACCGCCUCCCCUAGUCUCUCUGGCUUUCAGGGCCAGUUCUACCCGUACUCCAUCCAGCCGUACAAUAGCAACGGCAUGUCAGUCAAUGGCGCGGCUGCUCAGAACUUUUCUACUCAAGUGCCAUACUCCGCCGGCUUCGCACAGAAUGGCAUGUUUCAAUUUGCAAGGGCCCCAGCACGUCCUACUAAUGUCACCACCCACCGCAGCGGAGAAACUGAAGCCCAGCAGGUUUCUCGUUUCGCCAAUCUGCCUUUGGAGCAAUACAGGGGGGAGCUUUACAACCUGUGUAAAGACCAGCAUGGAUGCCGUUACCUGCAGCGUAAACUCGAAGAGCGUAAUCCAGAACAUGUUCAACUCAUCUUCGCGGAGACGUACAUGCAUGUUGUCGAGUUGAUGACUGACCCCUUUGGUAACUAUUUGUGCCAAAAACUCCUCGAGUACUCGAAUGAUGAUCAGCGCACUCGCUUGAUUCAUAACGCAGCACCUCAGCUGGUCCCAAUCGCUCUGAACCAGCAUGGCACGCGUGCUUUGCAGAAGAUGAUCGAGUUCGUUUCAACUCCUCAACAGAUACAAAUGGUAAUAGAGGCUCUCAGUGGGCACGUGGUAGAGCUUGUUCAAGACCUGAACGGAAAUCACGUUAUCCAGAAAUGCCUCAAUCGUCUUUCUGCCGAAGAUGCUCAAUUCAUCUAUGAUUCUGUUGGCGCGCACUGUGUCAUCGUUGGAACUCACCGUCAUGGAUGCUGUGUAUUGCAACGUUGCAUUGACCAUGCCUCGGGAGAACAGCGUGCUCGUCUGAUCGCUCAAAUCACAUCCAACGCCUUUUCGCUUGUUCAAGAUCCUUUCGGAAACUACGUUGUCCAAUACAUACUCGAUCUGUCCGAACCGCAUUUUACCGAACCGCUAUGUCAGAGCUUCGCGGGAAACAUCCCGGCACUGUCGAAACAGAAGUUCAGUUCUAAUGUCAUCGAAAAGUGUUUGCGCACCGCGGAAUAUCCAAUGCGCCGUCGCAUGAUUGACGAAAUCCUUGUACCCCGUGAGCUUGAUGCCAUGUUGCGUGAUUCCUAUGCAAACUACGUCGUGCAGACUGCCAUGGAUUUUGCCGACGCCGACAGUCGCAAUCGGAUCGUCGAGGCUAUAAGACCUAUCUUGCCCUCCAUUCGCCAAACUCCUCAUGGACGCCGCAUUGCAGGCAAGAUAGCCGGUGCGGAAACGUCUGGACGGACCAGCGGCAACCCUAGUGGCCAGGUCACUCCCAAUGAUAUGACCUCUGGCCAGUUACCUGUGUCCAUGCAGGUCCCCCCGAAGCCAUUUGCAUCGCCUCAGGCUUCGUUCAACGGCAAUGCAUCUUCGGCCCAGCAGUUCGGUACGCAACAGCCACUCGUCUCGCCGGGCAAUGGCUUUAAUAUCACUGCCGGUUCAUCUGAAGUAUCAGCUUAUUCUCAUGCAGCAAACCACGGCCUUGCUCAGAGCCAGGCCUUUGGCAACGGAUUUUACUAA